AUGCUUCCACAACACACGAAAAACUGGAAACAAGUGAAAUCACAACUUCGAUUACCAUGGGCAAUGAUAUUUCUGAUUUUUUCGAUUUUAUGUACAAUUAUUUGGUUUUUUAGUGGAGAAAAUCCACCAGAAAAACUAUUCCAUGAUAAGAUGAUGUUGAUGGAAACUGGAGAAGAAAAUGCAUUCAUUCAUUCAGCUUAUUAUUAUGAAGAUUCGAAAUCAUUGGGCAAGAACGCAGUGGCAAUCGUUGCCACAAUGCACAAAGGAGCAGUGACCGAUUUGAAUGAAUAUGUGAUGCGAGUCGUGGGAACAAAUUCAACCAGAAGAGUUGUCACAGAAGCGAAACUGAGCACAGAGCAAGACCCUGAAGAGAGCUGUGAAUACACGACAGUCCUUAUCCAGGCCAAUACAGUUGAUUCAAUGUCAAAAUUGGAAUUCGAGACUAGAACUGGGAUGUUGGAGCUGCUCUUCUCAAAACCAAAAAUGGAAACUCCAAAGCCAGUUGUCUUCUGUAUCGCGCCUCUAUUCGCCGCUGAGCAAUGGCAAUCACUUCUCACCCAACUGCACGUCACCAAAAAGUUUGGAGCCCAUUUGCACGUCUACAUGAUGACGAUGCUCGAAAACUACUAUCAAAUGGUUCGAGAAAUGGGCGAGCUGGGAUUAAUGAGCACUCAAUCGUGGCAUACUGUAAAGUUCUCGCAAGUCGCUCGCCCGUUUUUGGAGCCAAGUAGAAAUAUGGAGCUCCGAAAUCCAGCGGCAGCUUUUACGGACUGCUUGCUACAGUAUAAAGAAGCCGCGCAGUUUGUGGGAUUCAUGGAAAUUGAGGAUUUGCUAUUCCCAGUAAAUGCAAACUAUUAUUAUGAGGAGUUUGAGAGAGAAUACGAGGGAAGUAUGCAGAUUAGUGCAUUGUAUUAUCAAAUUGUCGAGGAACAAUCUGUCAAGUAUGCCUCCCCGGACCAGCAAAGUCUCCGCGCCUUGCUAGCCAAUGCUCAACCUGGGGAGACCUUGAGACGUGGUCGUUCUAUUGUCCGUACCGAAAGAUACAAUUCCACAUGGACCCACUAUUCAACCCAAGCUGAACGUCAGCCUAUUUAUCUGUCUGAGCAAGGCGAGCAACCACACCAUUUGAGCAAAAAGGCCAUCACAACGAACGCCUUCUUGAGGUUCAAGAACUUGCAAUAUGGAACCGAGGAACAAUUGAAUGCUACAGUAAUCCCACAAAAUCCAAUGAGUCAGGACUCACUACUUUUGAAUGAGGAGGCACUAAUGGAGAUCGAGGAAGGGAUUAGAGAGACCCUCCUACUUCCUACACUUCAAGAAUUUAUCAAAAAAUUGCCAACUGAAGAUUUUUAUUCGACAAAACUUCGCGAGUGUCUAGAUGAGCAGAAAUCCGGAAAAGGGUAUUGCGUGAAUACGAAAUCUUGUAAACUUCCAAACAACGACAAAAUUCCUUGCCGACACUCGGAUGGCUUGUAUCAUUCUGGAAGAAUCAUGAAGCCGUACACGUGGCAUUUUGUUACUGAAUUUUAUUUUACAAGGAACUUAGGUUGUUAUGAAUAG
Messenger RNA from Caenorhabditis briggsae, 1560 nucleotides. Bases 1 to 1560 code for a protein of 519 amino acids. The record is from RefSeq and is a predicted model, not a curated record. The transcript is spliced from 8 exons. NCBI's taxonomy places the organism in Eukaryota, Metazoa, Nematoda, Chromadorea, Rhabditida, Rhabditidae.